This is a messenger RNA of Marmota flaviventris (yellow-bellied marmot), 1213 nucleotides long. It is a transcript of the gene C13H9orf40, whose product is annotated as chromosome 13 C9orf40 homolog. Lineage: Eukaryota; Metazoa; Chordata; Mammalia; Rodentia; Sciuridae. The record is from RefSeq and is a predicted model, not a curated record.
CGCUUCGCGGUUGCUGCCCAACGUCCGGGCCGCACCUCUGAGGCGGCUAAGGCCGCGCAAGAGGGCGACACUCGACUCUACCCGGGCAGCCCCGCCCCCUUCCCCUCGCCACCUUCCAGACGCAGCAUAAUCCGGUCGGCCUUGCCCUCUCUCGCGCGUCCCGCGCUCCGCCCUGCGACUAUCGGCGCUGGGUCCCGCGCCCGGCCGUCUCCGCCCUAACCCUUAGGCCCAUGGCCAAGCGGCGUGCGGCUGAGCCUCUGACGUUCCACGUGCCUUGGAAGCGGCUCCUGCUCUGCGACUUCACGGAGGAGCCGCCGCCGCCGUCGCCGAUUUGGAUCCCGCCGUCGGGGCCCUCGCAUUCUGGGCUACCGCGAAAGCGCAAAAUCGACGCAGGAGCCAUGUCAGAGCCUUCGGCUUCGCCCAGCAAGCGCCGCGACAGCGGGGACAGCAGCGCCACGAGCGGCGGGGAGCGUGAGGGCCGCGGCCUGGAGACGGGGGAGCCAUCGCUGCCGCUGCUGCCGGGAGGGCCCCGGGGGCCAGGGGAGGAGCCCCGGGACGUCCAGCCCCCGGGGGGCGGUGGUGACGACGGGGCGGGGCGCACAGGGCCCCCGCGGGAAGACUGGGGGGCCACACCGCUCCAGCACAAUGAAGAAUUUUGGCAGUAUAAUUCUUUCCAGUACUGGAGAAAUCCUUUACCACCUAUUGAUCUGUCAGACAUCGAAGAUGUGAGUGAAAACAACCAGACAGAACCAACACUUGAGGGCAAGAAUGAAGUGGUUGAGAUUGACAUGGAGUCCUGACAUAAAGAGCUGAAGAAAUGGGAUUUCCUGAAUUUGAGGAGACAUCUCUUAAGUGAAUUCAUGUAUUUUUUAGGAAAAAGUUGUUUUCCAUACUUGAUGUAGUAUCAUUUCCAAACCUGAAAAAUGAGGAAAGGUUGUUUUGAAGAUAAAUGCCUGUAGUUGCUACUGACCUACUAAUAGGGAUUUGUCAACAAUAUAGCAGAGUGAUAGGCAAAAUAUUUAUGUAUAUAUUUUUAAAGAAGCAAGUUUUGUUUAGGUUCUGACUUUUAAGAAACUGACCUUACAAAAAAGGAUUCUAGAAGUUUUAGGAAUGCAUGGAAAAUACUCAAAUCUUUCUCUCAUCUGCACCAAAAAGUUUGUGGCUCAUGAAUAUCAUUUUAUAAUAACUUAUUAAUAAAAUAAUUUCUAAUACA